GGGCUCGGGGCGCCUGCAGGCGGGGGUUCCCCGGCGGCACCUUCCCCUCCCCGCCCGGCUGCGGGGCCAGCCCCAGCGGCCAGGGACCGUUCGAUGAUCUAGGCUGAGCUCCGGUGCAUCCCCUGGAAACAUCCCGGCGGCCCGGCACAGCCGGUGCCCGCAGGGGCCAGGGCCAGGGCCAGGGCCAGGCUCCUGCCCUGUGCAUUGGGCUGCCCCCAGCAUCCUUUUCCAGUGCCCGGGAGCCGCAUCCCUGAGCCUCUGGCGGGUGAGCUCAGCGGGACUCCCGGAAAUCGCCCCUCCUGCAGGCUGGGCCGGGCCCCGGAGCUGCUGGAGGGGCAGGAAACGGUGCGGCAGACACGGAGCCCCCCAGCAUAGCCCCAGCCCUGGGCUACAGCAGCAGAAGGGGACGGUCCCUCAGGGCAGGAACCGGCCCAGCUCCGGCGACGGACACAUUCUUCCAUCCCCCCGGGACGCGGGCUGGUGGCACAGCUGGGGCGCGCAGGGGGUGUGGUGGCCUUUUCGCCCCCAACAGAGGUAGUCAUGUCAACCUGCCUUUUAAGGGUAGACCGGGCCUUUGGGUGCCCAGCUGCUGGAGUCCCCCUCGCCUCCCCCCGCCAUGGGGCCUCCAGGGUCGGGAAGCUCUCUGACAUCCAGCCCUGCUCCCGGGACCCCUUGGACGUGGCGGCCACGGUCGGUUCGGAUUGUGCAUCGCGGAAAGCUCGGCCCAUUGUGCUGCACGACUCGUCACGGCUAACGCGGGGAUCCCACGGGCCGAGCUCGAAACGCCCUGAGUUCUUGGGGCUCUGCCUCUUCCCGGGGACCUGCGAAUGCUCUUAAACCCCAUUUGUUGUGGCCUCUGCGUCUUUAUGAUGCACAAAGGAGGUUUGGACGUUACCGUUCUGCUUGUUUUUCUAUUGGAACGAGGGGCUGGUCUCCCUGGGACCUCUGGCUGACCUGAAUGACUGUCCAUGUGGGGUGAGCGUAGUGUAAGUAACCAGACAGACCUGCUAGACUGGGCACUAGAGGUGCCCUGCAAGUGAAGCCUGGCUAACGAAGCGGGCAAGUGACUGUUUAAAAUGCGAUGGAGUCUGUCUGUUUGUUUGUGGUGGCGGCACCUGUUUAACUCCAAUGUCCAAGGAAGACUUGAGAGAAAAGCUCUCUGAGCUAAAGUUUGGCUCAUCACCACCUGCCCUUCCAGGAAAGGCUGAGAAAGCUCAUGCCACGUUUCUCAGUCCCCCCAGAGAUCAGGGAAGAGGAGACUUGAUAUUCCUGAUGUAGCUGUAAGGCCCUGGUGUCGUUCGAGGACGUGGCGGUCUAUUUCUCCCUGGAAGAGUGGGCAGCAUUAGCUGAAUGGCAGCAGGAGUUGUACCAGGAGGUGAUGAUGGAGAAUUACGAGCUCAUCGCCUCACUGGGUUCUGCAGGCCCCAAACCGGAAAUGAUCUGUAAAAUGGAGCGAGGGGAAGAGCCACACGAUGCAGCUCCCCAGAGGGAGAGGGACCAAGGAAUCCUGGAUGCCCCCAGCACAGCUGGCUGGGGCAGGCGUGUCAAGGAGGAGCUGUUGGUGGAAGGCUACAACGACCAGUGGGUGGCACACACAUCGCUGGCCGGGGGAGCCGAGGGGUUUGUGCUGGAAUAUCCUGCCCUGUGGUGCGAAGUGAAGCCGAGGAACCUGGCGGGAGUCGCCCCCCAGCAAUCCCCGGAGUGGGAGGGAAGGGACGGCACAUUCCUGGGCGGCCCGUUGGCCAUGAUCCACCCGGCGAGUGAGGGCCCCCUCAUCUGCUGCGAGUGCGGGAAGAGCUUUGAUGACGAGGCCUCAUUGAGUGCCCACCAGCGCCUACACCCGGGUGCCGGGCCCCAUGAGUGCCGGGCCUGCGGGAAGAGCUUCCGCCACCGCCGCAGCCUCCUGACCCACAAGAAACGGCGGGGGAAGAGCCGGCACGCUUGCACCGAGUGCGGGAAAGGCUUCUGCCUCAAGGGCGACCUGCUGCGGCACCGGGCGGGGCACGCGGGCGAGGGCGGCCACACCUGCAGCCUGUGCGGGGAGAGCUUCCGCCGCAAGAGGAACCUGCUGGCCCACAGGAAGGAGCACGUCGGGGACACGCCCCACCGCUGCCCCGAGUGCGGGCAGAGCUUCGGCGGCCCGGCCAGCCUGGCCCAGCACGAGGCAGCGCACCGCGAGGAGAGGCCCUUCGUGUGCGCCCGCUGUGACCGCAGCUUCAGCUGGAAGGAGAGCCUGAUGAUCCACCAGCGGAGCCACCCGCAGGAGCGCUCCCACAAGUGCGCCGACUGCGGCCGAAGCUUCAGGCGCAACGGGAACCUCCUCAUGCACCAGCGGGUGCACACCGGGGAGCGGCCCUACGCCUGCCCCGAGUGCGACCGCAGCUUCUGCAACAAGGCCAACCUCAUGGCCCACAGGAAGCUGCACCGGCGGUUCAAGCCGUACGCCUGCGCCCAGUGCGGGAGGAGCUUCCGCUUCAAGACCAAGCUGCUGCUCCAUCAGAGGGCCCACGGGGACGAGCAGUAGCCCCCUGCCGCUCUGUCUCCUGGAGGCUGCAGCUGGGCCUGGCAGGCCGCGGGGGCUCUGGUGUUGCUAAGGACCGGGGGCCGAAACUCGCCCCCGGGCAGAGGGCUGGGGCAAGGCCUAGGUGUUGCCUCAGCCUGGGGGUCCCCUGGGCUAUGGAGCAAGACCCCAGCCUUUGAGGGGAAGCUCUGCUGUCUUGCAGAGGCCUGCUUAGGUCACUCUGGGGGGGUUCUGCCAUUGCUCAGGAUAGGGGGUGAAAUUCACCCCAGGGCUGAGGGCUGGCGCACAUGCGGGACUCGAGCGGUGCCGAGGCCUUGCCAGCCAGCCUUCUCCCCGGGGGGAAUUUCACUGGUCAUCAAUAUACUGCCGUGUGUCCUCUGUAAGGCAUCAGACUUGCCCUGGGCCUGGCUGCCCUGAGAGCUACAUUCCCCUCC
Molecule: messenger RNA, 2955 nt
Organism: Dermochelys coriacea (leatherback sea turtle)
Lineage: Eukaryota; Metazoa; Chordata; Testudines; Dermochelyidae
Product: oocyte zinc finger protein XlCOF26-like
Exons: 4
Coding region: 1379-2524 (381 amino acids)
Biological process (GO): negative regulation of transcription by RNA polymerase II
Molecular function (GO): DNA-binding transcription repressor activity, RNA polymerase II-specific
Source: RefSeq, a predicted model, not a curated record